Messenger RNA from Suillus clintonianus, 2351 nucleotides. RefSeq names its product ferric reductase NAD binding domain-containing protein. Gene Ontology annotation, molecular function: ferric-chelate reductase activity. Lineage: Eukaryota; Fungi; Basidiomycota; Agaricomycetes; Boletales; Suillaceae. Gene Ontology annotation, biological process: iron ion transport; intracellular iron ion homeostasis; copper ion import. Gene Ontology annotation, cellular component: plasma membrane. The record is from RefSeq and is a predicted model, not a curated record. The transcript is spliced from 12 exons. Bases 299 to 2146 code for a protein of 615 amino acids.
CGUUGGACCACAACUGUGGUGAACUGCGGCGUCAAUGCGUCACCUUCAGUGACGGCCUAAAGGAGCCUGAAACGAUCAAUCCCCUCUUGGUGAUCACCUCAUCCGAGUCUGCCGCUGGCAGGUAAUCGGAUCGGUUGGAUCAAUUAUUCAAUGGCCAUGUUUUGUACAUGGCGUUUCAGUUACGGAAAAUUGAGGAAGAACUCACGUUAUUGGUUUUGCAAAGUCGCACACCCCUGGGGUUCCUCCUAUUUAGCCUGCCUUCAAGAAUCAAGAUGCCACAUCUUCUUCACAACUCAGGAUGUCUUCCGGUUUCUCUGAAGCUGAUAUACCCCUCCUCGUAGAUGAGAAUACCAACUAUCCUAAUCAAGUGUGGUAUACUCUCGCUGCCUUUCUCUUCGUCGUCGGCUUCUUCCAGUGGGGGUUAUUCUUUCACUCCAAGUUCGCCAGGCGGCAACACCAUGAGUCCGACGAAGAAACGGCUAUCACCAAUGGCGCCUACAAGAAAUUCUCUCUUCGUCGUAUUCCGCUUGCAGUCAUAAAUUUCUAUCGCGUUGUUGCCUUCCGAUGGACCCUAGAAAUAGGGAAAUCCUACACCCUCAACAUGGCAGAAGUUUUUGUGACUGUGGCAUACAUCACCCUUCUCUUGAUAUACUCCUUCAUUAAUACCACCUCACUCGAGGGUCAGAAGCUUGACAUCAUCUACUGGAGCAACCGCGUAUCCAUUUUGGCGGCCAGUCAGUUUCCCCUUGUGACGGCUCUUGGAACAAAGAACAAUAUCGUGUCUCUGGUCACAGGCAUCAGCUAUGAUAGGCUUAAUUAUAUCCACCGAAUGAUGGCCAGGACAUGCUUCAUGCUACUUUGGGUACACGGAGCGGGUCAAGUUGUGUCAAACUCCUCCUUCCGGGAUUCUUUGGACGAGACAUGGCUUCGCGCCGGUAUCAUUGCCUUGAUUGCUUUCUCUAUUCUGAUCAUAGUAUCACUGCGUCCCGUUCGCACUGGUGCCUACGAGCUUUUCUUCUAUACCCAUUUCCUUGGUGUCGGGAUAUUCUUGGUGGGAGGAUAUUUCCACACCAAGCCUAAUCACGCGUCGUACUGGAUAUGGCCCUCGUUUUUAUUCUGGGCUCUUGAUCGUUUCAUACGGGUGGUUCGGCUAGUGGUAUUCAAUCACUCUUACUUUGGCUUCAAGUCAGGAACUGGGACAAUGGACGCAGCAACAGAAUUGCUUUCUGAAGAUGUCGUUCGAUUGCGUCUAUGUCGACCCCCGCAUUUCCAUUGGUCCCCAGGACAGACGGCAUACCUGAUCAUGCCCUCGGUUUCGACACUGCCAUUCGAAGCGCACCCUUUUACUAUUGCGAGUUUCGAUUCUAGUCUGCUGUCAACCGCAUCAGCGGAGACGCAAUCUAGCACUGAGGUUCUGGGAUCAAGCGCUCCAUUCUGGAAGGAGCUGGUGUUUCUGAUUAACGUGCAAGGAGGGUUCACGAAAAAGCUAAAGGAGGCAGCGGCCAAGAAGGCAACGGUCAAGGUUUUUGUGGAUGGUCCUUAUGGCCCGUCUCCUGACCUUGGUUCUUAUGACACGUCUGUAUUGGUGGCAGGAGGGUCUGGUGUCUCAUAUACCCUCCCGGUCUUCCUGAACGUUAUCGAACGCGUACGCAAGGGGAAAAGUUCUUGCACACGUGUGGUGUUCAUUUGGUCAAUUCGCGGGGCUGAGUAUGUUCAAUGGAUUGAAGAAGCACUUAUCAAGGCUGUUCAGCUUGCUCCGCCUUCUUUGGCAGUAUCUAUCCGCAUCUUUGUCACUGGUUCCUCAUCCGCCGUGCAAUCUAAAUCGCUCAGGGAAGAUAACUCUAGCCUUGCAAGUUCGAGCGAGAAGAAAGACAAUUCCGAACACAUCAUAAUCAGGAAAGAUUCCUUAUCAUCAUUCUUGUCGUUGCGCGGUGUUAGGAUGGAAACUGGAAGACCAAAUCUAGACGCACUGCUGAAGGAGGAGGUCAGUGUGACCUCGGGGAGGAUGUCGGUGAGCGUCUGCGGGUCUCAGGGUAUAGCACGCUCGGUCCGUCAUGCACUUCGCUUCCCGGUCUCUGGGCCUUCCAGUAUCCUCAGCGGAGGACCCAGCGUGACCCUGCACGUGGAAUCGUUCGGAUACGCCUGAUAGUCCCGUCUCCUCAAACUUCUUAUUUACUUUAUGCAAGACCUAAGUUUACUGUGUAAACAGGGAUCCUUGCGAAUUUUUACUGUAGUUGUUUAACAAGGACUCUCAGUACUGUAUCCAUCAAGCUGCGAAAAGGGUUAAAUAGCUAGCCCGCACCUAGAAUAGAAUAGAUACUAAUACAUAUGCGAAACAAACAUAACAGAAC